AUACCAAAACAAACAGUGUCCGACAUUGACCUCUACUCGAUUCUCGAAAUCUCGCGGGAAGCAACCAAAACCGACAUCAAANAAGCCUACCACAAAGCCGCGCGCGUGCACCACCCAGACAAGGUCCCCGAAGACCAACGCGCGGCCGCAGACGAUCGCUUCAAGGACAUACAACAAGCCUACGAGAUCCUCUCGGAUGACUCGACUCGCGAAAUGUACGAUGUGCACGGCAUGGCUGCGUUUGAAAAGGGGAAUCCUGGUGCAGGAGGGGCAGGGCCGGAUUUGGACGAUAUCCUUGCGCAAAUGUUUGGGCAGGGGAUGGGUGGGAUGGGGGUGGGUUUGANNGGGUAUGGGGGCAUGCCGGGGAUGGGAGGCAUGGGUGGUGGCAGAGGUGGCCCACGCAAGAGCAAGAAUGAAGUUCAAGAGUACGAGGUUUCGCUCGAGGAACUGUACAAGGGCAAAACGACACGGUUCGCCAGCACCAAGAACGUCAUCUGUGGGAACUGCGAGGGCAGUGGUGGAAAGGCGAAUGCAAAGCCAAAGAAGUGCGGUACUUGUGAUGGCAGAGGCUCCAAGAUCGCUCUCAGACCCGUAGGCCCCGGCCUCGUCACCCAAGAAACCGUACCUUGCAGCACCUGCUCCGGCCGCGGCUCCUUCUUCUCCGACGACAAGAAGUGCAAANAAUGCAAAGGCGCACGCACAACCUCGCAACGCAAGAUCCUCGAACUCUACAUCCCGCCAGGCUCGCGUCAAGGCGACAAGAUCGUGCUGUCGGGAGAAGCAGACCAAGUCCCCGACCAAGAACCCGGCGACAUCAUUUUCGAGUUGGUCGAAACACCACACGAGCAUUUCCAUCGCGCGGGAGCAGACUUGCAGGCAGAGCUGAAGGUGAGUCUGCAAGAAGCGCUCACGGGUUUCAACCGCGUGGUGCUCAAACACUUGGACGGCAGAGGUAUCUCGUUGCAAGUCACUCAACCGGCAGGUCGCAUCCUGCGUCCGGGCGAGAUUCUCAAGAUUGCCGGCGAGGGCAUGCCCAUCAAGCGCUCAGAUGCAAAGGGAGACUUGUACUUGAUCGUCGACGUCGUGUUCCCCGAAGACGGCUGGUUGAGGAACCAAGAAACCAUCAACAAAAUCAGAGACGUGUUGCCUACCACCGGCACGGAAACCAUCACAGCAGAAGAGGUGGACGAGUGCGAUUGGGAAGUUGUCAAAGACAUGGAGGACUUUGGCGCUGGAUCAGGGGACCCGAGGGCCGCCGAGUGGGAAGACGAUUCUGAAGAGGAAGGUGAGGCUGCUCAGUGCGCGCAGCAAUAA
This is a messenger RNA of Aureobasidium uvarum, 1314 nucleotides long. NCBI's taxonomy places the organism in Eukaryota, Fungi, Ascomycota, Dothideomycetes, Dothideales, Saccotheciaceae. The record is from the annotation of a GenBank genome assembly.